AAUGGAAACCUUUUAUCUUCAUGGUCAGACCUAAACACUCCUUUAUUGGGAGCCAAAGAGGAGUUGUUACUGUCCAAUGGUGUAUCAACUAUCAAGCUUGUAGCUGCAGGUUCAGCAAAGGGAACAGUUGAACUAACAUUUUUGAAGCAGGGGCAGCUCAUCUAACCCACAAUACCCUCUCCUACAUAUACCAGCACCAAAUACAAGAUUUUCAGCAGUCCAGAUUUCAUUCCCAACCCACACAUUCCAAAUGGCCGAGGAGUUCGAGCUGCCUGAAUUCAACCCGAGGGAGCGCGCCAAGCAGCAGAUUUCGGUGCCAUUUCUGUGGGAGGUGAAGCCCGGUGCGCCGAAGAGGGACUGGGCGAUCUCCAAGCCGGCGCCCACGGUCUUCUCAUGUCCAUCCCCGGUCAAGCUUGUUGUCAGUGUGCCAUUCCAGUGGGAAGAGAAGCCUGGGAAGCCCCUACAAGACAUGUCACGCUUUCAUGCACCGUCCGAUCGUCAUGCCGGCUUUUCGGUAUCUCCUUACUCACUGAACCCUUUUGUGGCCGAGGAUGAUGAAGAGUACACGCUGGGGUUCGACCUGGAAGCGUUCGGGUUUCCAGACGACAGCAAGGCGUCCACCGGCGCCGCGGAUUAUGCGGACGGGUCGAGCCGCCAUGGCGCCUGGUACUCGUUUUCAGAGUCAGAGGACUACAGCAACUCCAGCGGGAACACCUCUUCCCGGGAGUCCCAGUUCCCCCGGGCGCCGUCGGAGCGGAGCUGGGAGGUGGCCAACGAUGACGACCAUGAGCUGACCAAGCCGCGGAGCCCUCUGAGGAGCGCGUUCACGCUGGAGGAGCUCAUGAUGCUGAGCCGCAAGCUGGGCGGCGGGCAAGGGUUCCCGGCCGAUGUGAGGAAGAAGAGCCUCUCCCCCUCGCUGUCCUCUGUGGAGCUCAUCAAGAAGUUUUUAAUUGUGUGUUCUUAGUGGGCGGCUCCGUGGCUGUUGCGGCACAUGGACGAGCUGUACCGUGUGUGCAUGUGCGUGUGAGUGAGAUCCCUGGCUGUGAUUGAUCGAGGAAGAAGCUCUGCGAGGUUGGAUUGCUUGCUUGCUUGCUGGGAAGUAGAAGCCUACUGGCUGUCCUGCGUGCUGGUGUUGUACUGUUGUGUUGUGUCUCUGAAGGAAGGAAUCUUGUACUCUUUUCCCGGUGUUUGUUUCAAGAUAAACAAACACUGGAUUUCUUUUUGUGUAUCAGCUUGCUGUUGCUUCUUUUAUAUGUGGAGAUUCUGCUUCUUGUUCAUU
Molecule: messenger RNA, 1279 nt
Organism: Aegilops tauschii subsp. strangulata
Lineage: Eukaryota; Viridiplantae; Streptophyta; Magnoliopsida; Poales; Poaceae
Source: RefSeq, a predicted model, not a curated record